AUGAGGAUAGUGGGAUUGACCGGUGGAAUCUCGUCGGGAAAGAGUACUGUCUCUAAUCUUUUCAAGUCCCAUGACAUUCCUGUCGUUGAUGCUGAUAUUGUUGCUCGGGAUGUACUGAAGAAAGGCACCGGUGGAUAUAAGAGGGCAGUUGCAGCCUUUGGAGAAGACAUAUUGCAAGCUAAUGGGGAAGUUGAUAGGCCAAAACUGGGCCAGAUUGUGUUCUCUGAUCCUGGGAAGCGCCAGCUUCUCAAUAGGCUUUUGGCUCCUUAUAUAUCUUCCGGCAUCUUUUGGGAAAUUUUGAAGUUAUGGUUGAAGGGGUAUAAGGUAAUUGUCCUAGACAUCCCUUUGUUGUUCGAAGCCAGGAUGGAUAAGUGGACAAAACCCAUCAUUGUUGUUUGGGUUGACGCUGAAACACAGCUUGAGCGACUCAUGGCAAGAGACAAAACCAGCGAGGAAGAUGCCAGAAAUAGAAUAAACGCUCAGAUGGCCCUUGAUUUGAAGAGGUCCAAGGCUGACAUUGUCAUUGAUAACUCUGGCUCCUUAGAAGAUCUGGAGGAACGGUUUCAGAAGGUAUUAGUCCAGGUUACAAGGCCUUUGACGUGGACUGAAUUCUGGCUUUCAAGGCAGGGAGCCUUCUCGGCUCUCGUGUCCAUUACUAUUGGAGUUGUUGUUGGCAAAAAUGUUCUUAGCAAAUUAUAG
Molecule: messenger RNA, 699 nt
Organism: Dovyalis caffra
Lineage: Eukaryota; Viridiplantae; Streptophyta; Magnoliopsida; Malpighiales; Salicaceae
Source: the annotation of a GenBank genome assembly